This is a messenger RNA of Pieris napi, 3471 nucleotides long. RefSeq names its product nucleolar and coiled-body phosphoprotein 1. The coding region runs from base 152 to 3412 and encodes 1086 amino acids. The transcript is spliced from 22 exons. NCBI's taxonomy places the organism in Eukaryota, Metazoa, Arthropoda, Insecta, Lepidoptera, Pieridae. The record is from RefSeq and is a predicted model, not a curated record.
AAUAUUUUGAAUUUUGAAAUUUGAAUUUUGAAUACAUACUUAAUACUUAUUAAAAAGACUAUCUAUUUGCUAAUUAUAAUGAAGUCGUCGUAAACUAUUAUAAUUCUGCAUUAGUUAUUCUUAUAUUCCACGAGAUAUUAAAAUAUUAACUAUGGAAGAGCAAAAUAUAGUAAACAUAAGAACUAAUAAUCGUAACAUGCUUCAAUUAAAUCGUCAAAUACACAGGGACGAAAUAAAUGAUGUUCGAAGAUCGGUUAUUAGUCGGUAUACAACCGAGGAUGUUUUAGAUAUUAUUAAAAAGCUAAAAACUAAGACAUCUAUAACAUCAAAGGAAUUAAAUCAGCUUAAAAACGCUCUUAUGAAUGAACCACAUAAUAUUGAAUUAGUGCUUGGUCUACAUGGGGCAAUAAGAGGCAUUGUAGGAGAGUUAACAGGAACUGAUAUAAAAAAGCAAUGUGCUGCAGCGGGAUGCCUAUGUAACUUAUCAAUGGGGGACAGCAAGGCUUGUUUUACCAUCUGUCGAGCUACUGGCACAUAUUUAGUGGCAGCUGUUGAUAAUAUGGCUACAGAACUAGCAGUGACCUGUGUAUGGACUUUGGGAAAUUUGGCUGCAUCAAGUAUGAAAACAUGCGACAUGUUAAUCUCACAAGGAGCUUUAUCAAAAGUAAUAGACAUUCAUCCAAAUAACGAGUUACAAGAUGCUUGCUUAUAUGCCCUCAAACAUUUUGUUUAUCAGCUGGGAGAUAAGCUAAAGUUGGUCGAUAGCGAGGCGUUAGACCAAACAUGGAAAGUGAACCGACGUGAGCGCCUGAAGCAGCAGGAACAAAAGAUUUGGGAGGAGUUUGUGCAGGAGCAGGAUGUCGUAACUAACAUUUGCAAGGAUGAUCCAUAUCAAUUUAUUGAACAACUGUCCGAAGAGAAAAUAAAAGAACUUCUAGACAUUGAAUUGGAAAAGAUGAAGAAGGAAAGGUUGGAGGAAGAAAUACAGGCGAGAGAGGUAUCGCCAAAGAAAGAUGAACAAGGCGCUCCGCAACAGAAUGAUAACCAUCAUGUGGUAUUUAUUAAUGAGUCAGAUAGAGAAAACGAAUCGUUUCACAUAUUUGAUGAUGAGAAAGAUGUGUCAGGUGUAUCAGGUCCGGAGGACGAACUGCUAAACGACUCAAUGAGUCCACCAUGUACUGUGCGGGAACGUCUCUCCCCUAGCCCGGGCUCCCGAUAUCCCAGCCCUGAUAAAGACUCCAGCACGAAGUCAUCAGAAAACGUGACUAGUAUGAUCGAGAGCAGCAUCUACUGCGCAAAAGUCAAGGAGCUGCGCACAAAACUGGCUGCCCAAUUGGACGAGAUGACUAUAGUCCUCGAGAGACAGAACAUAUUGAACAUUGACCCGGCGGAUUUACCGAAAAUGAUGAGACGCUCCGUUGAAUUCACGUCGCGGUUUAACAGAAUUAACAUAUACCAGCUACAGAGACAGUUGCAAGAUAUAAAAAGGAACGAUUCACAAGCGAUGCCGUUCGCAAAGCACACGCAAUUUCAAACUCAGCUGGUGAGAAUUGUGUCGCUACAUCAGAACGCACUUCAUUCACUUCAGGUGUUCAUGAAGUCUUUUCCGCAAACGCUUUGUAUCCGCGAGAGCGGUGUGGCGCUAAGGUCCCUAGCGUGUAUGAUGCAUGAAGUCACGAACGUGUGUUCUGCCCUCACUGCCCCGCCCGCGUUGGUCGCCGCAAAUCGCCUUUAUAAUGAUGGUUUGCCGAGUGCCAAUGAUAAAUUGUUGAAUGCUGUCGAGGAUUACACAAUUAGGAUGACUGAAUAUUUGAAUAGCACUGAUAAUACCAGCAUGUCAUAUUCUCGCCGUUCCAAGAAGUCGAGGCGAGGAAGAAAGUCGAUUGGAUCGUGUUCCAAGUCUGGCAAAUCAUUUGGAGAUACGGAGGGGCAACUAUCAAUGUACUCGUUGGACACUCUGCGACACCCUUCUACCGUUAAAGCGUCCAGCUCGAAGCUCAACUCGGGUGGUACAUCAAAGAAGCGUGGAAGUCUGAGCGCACGCAGUAAAGGAUCCAUCGAAAAGACUGUCCACGUGCCGCGACGAAAACGGAGUCCUAGAUCGCGACGCCCGCUAAUGCGUGACCCUCAAGCCGGAGCACCCAAACCGAAGAGAAAAAUUGACAAAGAUCUGGAUGUUCCAACUCUCGUUGAAACAGUGGCACCAUGCGCCUCAAGUCACAUAAGUCGUGACCCCAGUCCGAACUUAAAGGAUCUCACCAAAGGUAAAGAAUCUCCAAGGUCACCGAAAAAAGUGGCCAAAAGGCUUAAGAAAGAAAAAACUCCCAGAAGAAGCUCGAAGUCACCUAAGAGAAGCAUAACAAAAUCAACCGGGAAACAAUCUGUUAUUUUAGAUAAACAAUUAGACUCUAAAGAAACACAUGAGCCACCUAAGGUGCCGAUGUUGAUACAAUUACAAGAAACUGAGACUCCAAAAAAAGAAGUAGAAACACCGAAAAAGGAAACAGAGAUGAUUAAAAAAGAUACAGCCACACUUACAAAAGUUAAUGAAUCUCAGAGGAGGGGCAUGACAACGCCUAAAAAGGAAACUCCUCGAAAAAUUUCGACGCCUCGUAGUGAUCUAACUGUAACUAAGAAACAAGUCACACCUAGAAAAGAAAUCAAUCGGCGGAAUACACCUCGAUUAGAAAAUGUGACCAAGGAAGAACCUAUACCACCCGAGAAACUUAGAACAUCUCGCACACCCAGAACUAUGAACAUGGGUGGAGGAGAGAAAGAGUUGGAAGAAGAGAUAAAAGAUACAUCAAAGAGAGAUGAGAUUAGAGACACACCGAGGAAAGAAGGAAGUAAAGGUACAGCGAGAAAAGGUGAAACUAGAGAUACACCGAGGAAAGAAGAUGCAGACAGAGACAUAAGGGCAUCAACAGUUGGCGGCUGCGAGGUAAUGACGCUGCUGCGACAGCUCUGCGGUGGGGACUCACCCGGAACGCGAAUCGAGCGUAUAUCGGGUGCAAAGAAUGGGCAGCUUAUCUGCAUGAGCAGUGGUAGUCCAAGGCAACCCAGCACACCGCAGCUUUUGAAGAUAUUGGAAGAGACAAUUAAGAAAAAGCCACCCCGAACAACAAGCGGGGUACCUGCUUCUGAAGUGGCGCUGGCGGCGCGAUCGUUAGAGCGAUGCCGUAUGGCGCUUUGCGUGGACGAGAACGCGGCCGAGCGCCUCUUCAGCUAUCGGACGGCCUUCAUGCAACACAUGCUCGCUAGCCCCCUAUACGCUAACAGUGCCGUUGGAAAACCCUGGGAAGUCAUUGGCAAGGUGUCUGAACGUAUACUGGAUGAGUUGCUCGUAAUGUGUGCGAAGGAAAUGGAGCUGCAGCCGAUCGUAAAAGAAAUAUACAGGAACGAGACAUCUUAGAUUUGUUAUAGUUAUUUUAUAUGUUUUGGUAUGAGUUUUAAUAAAUUGUAUUUUAUACA